This is a messenger RNA of Budorcas taxicolor (takin), 1338 nucleotides long. It is a transcript of the gene DOC2B, whose product is annotated as double C2 domain beta. Gene Ontology annotation, cellular component: membrane. The transcript has 9 exons. The record is from RefSeq and is a predicted model, not a curated record. NCBI's taxonomy places the organism in Eukaryota, Metazoa, Chordata, Mammalia, Artiodactyla, Bovidae. Bases 1 to 1245 code for a protein of 414 amino acids.
AUGACCCUCCGGCGGCGCGGGGAGAAGGCGACCAUCAGCAUCCAAGAGCAUAUGGCCAUCGACGUGUGCCCCGGCCCCAUCCGGCCCAUCAAGCAGAUCUCCGACUACUUCCCCCGCUUCCCGCGGGGCCUGCCCCCGGACGCCGGGCCCCGCGCCGCGGCGCCCCCGGACGCCCCCGCGCGCCCGGCGGCGGCCAGCGCUGGCCGCCGCAGCCCCUCCGACGGCGCCCGCGACGACGACGAGGAUGUCGAUCAGCUCUUUGGAGCCUACGGAGCCAGCCCCGGCCCCGGCCCCGGCCCGGCCCCCAGCCCUGGGCGGCCGCCCGCCAAGCCACUCGAGGAAGAGCCGGACGCCGACGGCUACGAGUCCGACGACUGCACCGCCCUGGGCACGCUGGACUUCAGCCUGCUCUACGACCAGGAAAACAACGCCCUGCACUGCACCAUCGCCAAGGCCAAGGGCCUGAAGCCGAUGGACCACAACGGGCUGGCAGACCCGUACGUCAAGCUGCACCUGCUGCCAGGGGCCAGUAAGGCGAAUAAACUCAGAACGAAAACUCUCCGAAACACUCUGAACCCCACGUGGAACGAGACUCUCACUUACUACGGGAUCACAGAUGAAGACAUGAUCCGAAAGACCCUGCGGAUCUCCGUGUGUGAUGAGGACAAAUUCCGCCACAACGAGUUCAUCGGGGAGACCAGGGUGCCCCUGAAGAAGCUGAAGCCCAACCACACCAAGACGUUCAGCAUCUGCCUGGAGAAGCAGCUGCCAGUGGACAAGACGGAAGACAAGUCCCUAGAGGAGCGGGGCCGCAUCCUCGUCUCCCUCAAGUACAGCUCACAGAAGCAAGGCCUGCUGGUCGGCAUAGUGCGCUGUGCCCACCUGGCCGCCAUGGACGCCAAUGGCUACUCAGACCCCUACGUGAAAAUAUACCUGAAGCCAGAUGUGGACAAGAAAUCAAAACACAAGACAGCAGUAAAGAAGAAAACCCUGAACCCCGAGUUCAACGAGGAAUUCUGUUAUGAGAUUAAGCAUGGGGACCUGGCCAAGAAGACCCUGGAGAUCACCGUCUGGGAUUACGACAUUGGAAAAUCCAACGAUUUCAUUGGCGGCGUGGUUCUGGGCAUCAAUGCCAAGGGAGAGCGCCUGAAGCACUGGUUUGACUGCCUGAAGAACAAGGACAAGAGGAUAGAGCGCUGGCACACACUCACCAACGAGCUCCCGGGGGCCGUGCUCAGCGACUGACCCGCCCCGCCUGCCCGCCGCCUGGCCCAGCGCAGGCCUGGCCCUGGGCUUCCUCAGCUGCUGCUCAGGGCCUCGGUCCCCACGUCGGGGGAG